Messenger RNA from Osmia bicornis bicornis, 2902 nucleotides. It is a transcript of the gene Rpn1, whose product is annotated as 26S proteasome non-ATPase regulatory subunit 2. Gene Ontology annotation, biological process: regulation of protein catabolic process; proteasome-mediated ubiquitin-dependent protein catabolic process. The transcript has 4 exons. The record is from RefSeq and is a predicted model, not a curated record. Gene Ontology annotation, molecular function: enzyme regulator activity. Gene Ontology annotation, cellular component: proteasome regulatory particle, base subcomplex; proteasome storage granule; proteasome complex. The coding region runs from base 155 to 2830 and encodes 891 amino acids. NCBI's taxonomy places the organism in Eukaryota, Metazoa, Arthropoda, Insecta, Hymenoptera, Megachilidae.
AUACAGAGACGAUUCUUAUAAGUAUCUAAUUGAUGAUAAAAAGCGGUGACUAGCAAGUAGAGGCUACGGUCAUUCUAACCUAAACCGUAAGCAGUUGCUAAAAGGAAAUUGUAUUUUCUGUUCUGUAUUCGUUGUAUGAUAUAAUUGAAACAAAAUGCCAGAGAGCGUAAAAGUAGAGUCGAAGACGAGUAAGGAUGUCAAAAACGGAAAGGAGGAGGAUAAAAAUGAAUUGUCUGAAGAAGAUAAACUCCUGCAAGAGGAAUUAACUCACCUGGUUGAACGCCUACAAGAUCCCAAUACUAGUUUACAUCAUUCUGCUUUAGAAUCACUUCGCAAUCAUAUUCGUGCAUCUACAACUUCGAUGACCAGUGUUCCAAAGCCUCUUAAAUUUAUGCGACCUAAUUAUGAUACCAUGAAAGCUAUAUAUGAUAAGUUGACAGAUGUAAAAGCAAAAGAGCUAUGCUCCGAUGUUAUUUCUGUUCUUGCUAUGACAAUGGGCGAAGGUAGAGAAUGCUUAAAAUACAGACUCACUGGAUCUGCAAUAGCUAUUGGAGAAUGGGGACACGAAUAUGUUAGGCACUUGUCUGGUGAAUUGGCAGGAGAAUGGGAUGAGCUUUCGGAUGAUGCGGAAGCUACAAAGAAAUUAAUUGCUCUGGUACAUGAAAUUGUACCAUAUAACAUGGCUCAUAAUGCAGAAACUGAAGCCUGUGAUUUAUUAAUGGAAAUUGAAAGACUGGAUCUUUUGGAACAAUAUGUGGACGAAAGUGCAUAUCAAAGAGUUUGUUUGUACCUAACAAGUUGUGUAGCAUACGUAGCAGAUCCAGAAAAUAGUACUCUUCUUCAUGCUGCUGCUAAAUUGUAUAGAAAAUUUGGUCAGUUUCCACAAGCAGUAAGAUUGGCUAUGCAACUGAAUGACUUGCCACUCAUCGAAGAUAUAUUUACAAAAUGCACGGAUCUUUCAGUGCAAAAGCAAUUAGCAUUCAUGCUGGGAAGGCAACAGAUUUUCCUAGAAUUACCUGAAUCCUCUCCAGAGUACGAUGAUUUGGUAGAAAUAAUGUCUAACUCUAUGUUAAAUUACCACUUUUUGAAUCUGGCACGAGAAUUAGAUAUAAUGGAGCCGAAAACACCGGAGGACGUGUACAAGUCACAUUUAGAGAAUUCAAGACCAGCGUUUGGAGGUGGUCAAGUUGAUUCAGCAAGACAGAACCUCGCUGCAAGUUUCGUUAAUGGUUUUGUAAACGCAGCAUUUGGUCAGGACAAAUUAUUGAUAGAAGAUGGAAAUAGAUGGUUGUAUAAGAAUAAAGAGCACGGAAUGCUGAGUGCAACAGCGUCUCUUGGUCUUGUGUUGUUAUGGGAUGUUGACGGUGGUUUGACACCGAUAGACAAGUAUCUAUACUCCUCUGAGGAUUACAUCAAAUCUGGUGCACUGUUAGCUUGUGGUCUUGUCAAUUGUCGUGUUAGGAUCGAGUGCGAUCCCGCUUUGGCUCUUCUCUCUGAUUACGUUUUACAUAGCAGUAAUAUUAUGCGUAUCGGUGCAAUAGUUGGUCUUGGUCUGGCGUAUGCGGGCUCAAAUCGGGAAGCUGUUUUAAGUCUUUUAGUUCCAGUACUAAGCGAUCCCAAAUCUAAUUGGGAAGUGAUAGGAGUAGCAGGUCUUGCGCUUGGAAUGGUUGCCGUAGGUUCCUGCAACGCUUACGUUACUACCUCGAUAAUGCAUACUUUGAUGGAAAAAUCAGAGGCAGAUCUUAAAGACACGUAUGCACGAUUUCUACCGUUAGGUCUUGGUUUGUGCUUCUUGGGAAAACAAGAAGCGGCAGAAGCAAUCAUUGCAGCUUUAGAAAUAGUACCUGAACCUUUCAAAUCAAUGUCCACGACUCUGGUAGAAGUGUGUGCAUAUGCUGGUACUGGGAACGUUCUUAAAAUUCAACAUCUUUUGCAUAUUUGCUCCGAACAUUAUGAACCGUCUAAUGAAAAAGAGGACAAGAGCGACCGUAAGGACAAAGAUAAAAAGGAAGAAAAGAAAGAAGAUAAGGCGAAAGACCUUAGUUCUAGACAAGCAAUCGCCGUACUUGGCAUUGCUUUGAUUGCAAUGGGAGAAGAAAUUGGUGCUGAAAUGGCGUACAGAACGUUUGGUCAUUUAUUGCGUUAUUGCGAACCUGUUAUACGGCGGUCGGUCCCUCUCGCACUUGGACUUAUAUCUGUUUCUAAUCCGAAAUUGAAUAUAUUAGAUACGUUGUCGAAAUUUUCUCAUGACAGCGACCCUGAAGUAGCGCAUAAUGCAAUUUUUGCGAUGGGUUUAGUCGGAGCAGGAACGAACAAUGCUCGUCUAGCUGCAAUGUUAAGACAGCUGGCUCAAUUUCAUGCUAAAGACCCGAACAAUUUGUUCAUGGUUCGUAUUGCCCAGGGUUUAACGCAUCUUGGGAAAGGUACAUUAACGUUAUCUCCUUAUCACAGUGACAGACAAGUAUUAAGUCCUGUAGCGCUAGCUGGACUUUUAGCUACACUUAUUGGAUUCCUUGAUGUAAAAAAUAUCAUUCUUGGUCGUUCACAUUACUUGCUAUACACGUUAGCAGUAGCAAUGCAGCCAAGGAUGCUGGUGACAUUUGAUGAAAAAUUAAAUCCACUCGCUGUACCAGUAAGAGUUGGUCUUGCCGUCGACGUCGUAGGUCAAGCAGGAAAACCAAAAACCAUUACUGGUUUCCAAACUCAUACAACACCUGUUCUGCUUGCAUACGGUGAAAGAGCUGAGCUUGCGACAGAAGAAUAUAUUCCUUUAACUCCGAUUAUGGAAGGUUUUGUGAUUUUAAGGAAAAAUCCAGAUUUUGUACCUUAAGCGAAAAACAUAUUUCAUAUUAUAUAAUAAGUUCUAGUAUAAAAUAUAAUAAAAAUGAUUGUGUAUACACAA